Molecule: messenger RNA, 1340 nt
Organism: Choloepus didactylus (southern two-toed sloth)
Lineage: Eukaryota; Metazoa; Chordata; Mammalia; Pilosa; Megalonychidae
Gene: RGS1
Product: regulator of G protein signaling 1
Exons: 5
Coding region: 36-668 (210 amino acids)
Source: RefSeq, a predicted model, not a curated record
AGAGUCAACUAGCAGAUAUUUGCAGCAGAAGGAUUAUGAGAGCAGCAGACACCUCCACAUCAAGGUUAGAGAAAAUGCCAGGAAUGUUCUUUUCCUCUGCUAAUCCAAAAGAAUUGAAAGGAGCUGGUCAUUUACUUCUAGAUGACAAAACUCAGAAAAAGAGACCAAAGACUUUUGGAAUGGAUGUGAAAGCAUACCUGAGAUCUAUGAUCCCACAUCUGGAAUCUGGAAUGAAAUCUUCCAAAUCUAAGGAUAUACUUUCUGCUGAUGAAGUAAUGCAGUGGUCUCAAUCUCUUAAAAAACUUCUUGCCAACCAAACUGGUCAAGACGUCUUUGGAAAUUUCCUAAAAUCUGAGUUCAGUGAGGAGAAUAUUGAAUUCUGGCUGGCUUGUGAAGACUAUAAAAAAACAGAGUCUGAUCUUUUGCAUUGCAAAGCUGAGAAAAUAUAUAGAGCAUUUGUGCAUGCAGAUGCUGCUAAACAAGUCAAUAUUGACUUUCGCACUCGAGAAUCUACAGCCAAGAAAAUUAAAGCACCAACUCCCACGUGUUUUGACGAAGCUCAGAAAAUCAUAUAUACUCUUAUGGAAAAGGACUCCUAUCCCAGGUUCCUCAAAUCAAAUAUUUACUUAAAUCUUCUAAAUGACCUUCAGGCUAAUAGCCUUAAGUGACUUGCUUCUGGUUGGGGGGAGUUAAAAAUGGUAUCAAGUGCAGAAGGAAUGUGACAAUAUCGCCCCCUGGGUGAACAACUUUGUCUUUUGAGGUGGCUCACUUGACAUGCCCAAGGGAAAAACACAAGUGAAUGAGAAUGGAUUAACAUGCAAGAUCCAGGCACAGGGUUGAAGAAGCAUAAGCAAGAUGAAAAUUGAGAGACUGUAGGAGGAAGGAGAUACUGUGGUAUUGUCUUAAGAUACAGUGGACCUAUGUAGUAGAAAAUCUCUCAGAACUGAGAAGGCCAGGUAACUGCAGUUACGCAGCAACUGUGAAUAAAGGUUAUGAAGCCAAUUAAAAUGUGCUAUAAGCUUCAAGGUCAAUAGACAUUUAUGCUAUAUAUUAUUAUAUACAGAUUGUGUACGGAGCUGCUGAAAUCUCAUUAACUUGGAUAACCAUCUAAAAAUACAUGUUUCAAAAUCAACUGUAGCUAUUAUUGACACAGAGUGUUUUGGUGGUAUUUGUUGAUUGUUUGUUUGAUUGUUUUUGGCUUGCAAGAGGUGAAGGAGAAAAUAAUGUAUUUAACUUAAGCUAUUACUCUUAGAACUGGGAAGUCAGAAUAUAUUUGUUAAUUAAAUUAUCACAGUGUCAAUAAUAUAUGUGUGUUUUGUAUUAAAAAUAUAUGGAAGAAA